UGCCACCAAGAGAGGCAUUCCUGGGCAUGCCCCGAGAGGAGAAUGUGGGCUCCUGGUUCCCUGCUGGCAGCUGCCCCUGGGGUCCCUGGGAGCCCUGCCAUCUCUCUGGAGCAGCCAUCACAGCACUCGGAGACGCAGGGCUGGACCUUUAGUGGGUCCUGGAGCUGAUGUGCCGGAGGUGUCUCUAGGGGCUCCUGUGUGGCCAUUCAGUUUGCACCACCCUUUUAGGAGCCAGAACCAGCACAAAGACCUGGUAUGGGCUUCCUGCACCAGCUCCUCCUCCUGGCCUCACUCAUCCCACCAGGCCAGGCCUCGUGGGGUGUUUCCAGUCCCCAGGAUGUGCAGGGCUUGAAGGGGUCCUGCUUACUCAUCCCCUGCAUCUUCAACUUCCCUGCCGAAGUAGCAGUGCCCAAGGGCAUCACAGCCAUUUGGUAUUUUGACUCCAAUUCUGGGGGAGAGCGGAAGGUGGUGAGCCAUUCAGAGAACCCCACGCUGGUGGAGGCGCGCUUCCGAGGCCGUGCCCUGCUGGCGGGGAGCCCCGAGCACAAAGUGUGCAACCUGCUGCUGAAGGACCUGCAGCCUGAGGACUCGGGCUCCUACAAGUUCCGCUUUGAAAUCAGCGAGGGCAACAAAUGGUUAGAUGUCCAAGGCACCACGGUCACCGUGACAGAGGAGCCCCGCACACCUGCCAUCGCCUCGCCCGCCGAGCUGCGUGAGGGCAUGGAGGUGGACUUCAACUGCUCCACCCCCUACGCCUGCCUGCAGGAGCCGGUCAGCCUGGAAUGGCAAGGCCAGGACCCGGCUCACUCUGUCACCUCCACCCUCCAGAGGCUGGAGCCCACCGGCAUCAGACACCUGGAGACCCUCCAUAUGACCCUGUCCUGGCAGGACCAUGGCCGGACCCUGGGCUGCCAGCUCUCGGUGGCCGGUCGCAAGGCACUGGGCGAGAUUCACCUCCAAGUCCAGUAUGCCCCACGGGGCGUGGAGGUCCUGCUUAGCUCCUUGGGGCAGAACAUCCUCCCAGGUGACCUGGUCACACUCACCUGCCAGGUGAAUAGCAGCUACCCAGAGAUCAGGUCGGUGCAGUGGGUCAAGGACGGGGUGCCCCUCGAAGCCAAGGGCCGGGUGCUGCGGUUGCCCCAGGCAACCUGGACCGAUUCCGGCGUCUACACCUGCCAAGCUGAAAAUGCUGUGGGUUCUGCCAUCUCGACCCCUGUCAGCCUCUAUGUCUUCGCCGCUGAGGUCCAGGUGAACCCAGAAGGCCCCUUCCUGGAGAACCAGACAGUGACACUGACCUGCCACAUGCCCAGUGGGACGCCCAGUGAGAUCCGCUACAGCUGGUACAAGAACCAGUUCCUGUUGGAGGACGCCCAUGCCCGCACCCUGCAGCUGAACCGGGUCACCAGGGCCGACGCUGGCUUCUACUUCUGCGAGGUGCGGAACGCCCAGGGCAGUGAGCGCUCGGGCCCCGUCAGCGUGGUGGUCAACCACCCACCCCUCACUCCAGACCUGACUGCUUUCCUGGAAACGCAGGGGGGGCUCAUGGGUAUCAUCCACUGCUCUGUGGUCAGUGAGCCCCCAGCCAUCCUGGUACUGUCACAUGGGAGCCUCAUCCUGGCCUCCACCCCCCAGGAGGGUAACCGCGGCCCACGCUUCAGUGUCUUCUCUGCUCCCAACUCCCUGCGCCUGGAGAUUCAACACCUGGAGCCAGCUGACAGCGGGGAGUACAAGUGCUUGGCAACCAACUCCCUUGGAAAUGCGUCAUCCACCCUGGACUUUCACUCCAAUGCUGCUCGUCUCCUUAUCAGCCCAGCAGCGGAGGUGGCAGAAGGGCAGGCGGUGACGCUGACCUGCAGGAGUGGCCUGAGCCCCACGCCUGAAACCCGCUACUUCUGGUACCGGAAUGGAGUCCUGCUUCUCGAGGGGCCCAGCAGCAGCCUUGUGCUCCCCAUGGCCUCCAGCACCGACGCCGGCUCAUACCACUGCCGGGCCCAGGACAGCCACAGCGCCAGUGGUCCUUCCUCGCUUGCCAUCCUUACUGUGCUCUAUGCCCCACGCCAGCCCAGGCUCAUUGCCCGCCUGGACCCUGAUGCCACUGGAGUUGGGACUGGACGGCGAGGCCUCCUCUUGUGCCGUGUGGACAGCGACCCUCCGGCCCUGCUUCGGCUGCUCCACGGAGACCACAUUGUGGCCUCUUCCCUGCCACCGGCUGGGGGCUAUUCCCAGCACAUUCAGGUCACUAGAGCCCCCAACUUGCUGCGCGUGGAGAUUCCUGACCCUGUGCUGGAGGAUGAGGGCACAUACCUAUGUGAGGCCAGCAAUGCCAUGGGCAACACCUCGGCCUCCGCCACCUUCAACGCCCGGGCCACCGUCCUGGUCAUCGAGCCAUCAGACACACUGCGGGAAGGUGUGGCAGCCAACCUGACUUGCAACGUGAGCCGCAAAGCCGCCGGCAGCCCUGCCAACUUCUCCUGGUUCCGGGAUGGGGCACUGUGGACCCAGGGUCCCCUGGAGACCGUGACCCUGUUGCCUGUGGCCCGGACCGAUGCUGCCCUCUAUGCCUGCCACAUCCUCGCCAGAGCUGGGACCCAGCCCUCUGCCCCAGUGGCCUUGAAUGUGCUCUACCCACCAGACCCUCCAAAGCUGUCGGCCCUCCUGGACGUGGGCCAGGGCCAUGUGGCUGUGUUUGUCUGCACCGUGGACAGCCGCCCUCCAGCCCAGCUGGCCCUGUUCCAUGGGGAGAACCUCCUGGCCACUAGCCCGGGGCCCCAGCUUCCAUCCCGUGGCCGGCUCCAGGCCAAGGCCACGGCCAACUCCCUGCAGCUGGAGGUCCGAGAACUGAGUCUUGGAGACUCUGGCAGCUACCGCUGCGAGGCCACAAAUGUUUUUGGAUCAGCCAACACCUCCCUCUUCUUCCAGGUCCGAGGAGCCUGGGUUCAGGUGUCACCGUCACCUGAGGUCCAAGAGGGCCAGGAGGUGGUUCUGAGCUGCCAGGUACCCACAGGGGUCCCGGACGGGACCUCAUACCGCUGGUACCGGAACAGCCAGCUCCUCCAGGAGCAGACCUUGGCCACGCUCCACUUCGCAGCCAUUUCUUCAAGCCAAGCUGGAGCCUACCACUGUCAAGCCCAAGCCCCGGGCUUGGCCACCACAAGCCUGGCUACCCCCGUCAGCCUCCAUGUGUCCUACGCACCCCACCAGGCCAAGCUCACUAUCCUGAUGGACACUGGCCCUGGGCGACUGGGCCUCUUCCUGUGCCGUGUGGACAGUGACCCUCCAGCCCAGCUGCGCCUGCUCCACGGGGACCGCCUUCUGGCCUCCACCCUGCAGGGUUUGGGGGCCUCUGCAGGCAGCUCUCCCCACCUGCAGGUGGUCGUGGCCUCCAAUGCCUUGCGCCUGGAGAUUCACGGUGCGGUGUUGGAGGAUGAGGGUGUCUACACCUGUAAGGCCAACAACACCCUGGGCCAAGCUUCGGCCUCAGCCACCUUUGAUGCCCAGUCUGUGAGUGUGCAGGUGUGGCCUGAGGCCACAGUACACGAGGGGCAGCUGGUGAACCUGACCUGCCUGGUAUGGACCCACCUGGCCCACCUCACCUACACGUGGUACCAGGAUGGGAAGCAACGCCCAGGUGCCCGCUCUAUCCUCCUGCCCAACGUCACGGUCACAGAUGCUGCCUCGUACCGCUGUGGUGUGGGGAUCCCUGGCCAGGCACCCCGCCUCUCUAAACCUGUCUCCCUGGAUGUCCUCUACGCGCCCCGUGGCCUGCGCCUGACCUACCUCCUGGAGAGCCAUGGUGAGCAGCUGGUCCUGCUAUUGUGCACUGUGGAUAGUCGUCCACCUGCCCAGCUGGCCCUCAGCCACGCUGGCCGUCUCCUGGCCUCCUCGACCACAGAUUCCAUCUCCAACACCCUGCGCCUGGAGCUGUGGGACCCCCGGCCCAGCAACGAGGGUCUCUACAGCUGCUCUGCCCACAGCCCCCUGGGCCAGGCCAACAUGUCCCUGGAGCUGCGGCUGGAGGGAGUGCGGGUGACCCUGGCUCCAUCAGCUGCUGUGCCUGAGGGGGACCCUGUGACAGUGACCUGUGAAGACCCCACUGCGCACCCACCCACUCUUUAUGCCUGGUACCACAAUGGCCGCUGGCUGCAAGAGGGGCCACUCGCCUCCCUCUCGUUCCUGGUGGCCACGCGGGCUCACGCGGGUGCCUACUCCUGCCAGGCCCAGGAUGCCCAGGGCACACGCAGCUCCCGGCCUGCUGCCCUGCAAGUCCUCUAUGCCCCCCGUGACGCCGUCCUGUCCUUCUUCCGGGACUCUCGGGCCAGUCCUGCAACCGUAGUGCAGUGUACUGUGGACAGCGAGCCGCCUGCCGAGCUGACCCUGUCCUGUGAUGGCCAGGUGCUGGCCACCAGCCAGGGGGCCCGUGGCUCGGCAUUGGGGACAGGUCCCAUCCAGGUGGCCCGCAAUGCCCUGAGGCUGCAGGUGCAAGAGGUGCCAGCAGGAAAUGAGGACACCUAUGUCUGCAUGGCCCAUAAUUCGCUGGGCUCAGUCAGCACCACUGGGCAGCUGCAGGCUGAAGGUGUGCGUGUGGUGGCGGAACCAGGCCUGGACUUGCCUGAGGGCGCUGCACUGAACCUGAGCUGCUGCCUCCCAGAUGGCCAUGGGGCCCUGGGCAACACUACCUUCGCUUGGUUCUGGAAUGGCCGGCAACUCCCUGCAGAGCCUGUGCCCACUCUCCCCUUCACCUCUGUGACCCGUGCCCAGGCUGGGGUGUACCACUGCCGGGUCAAGCUCCUUUCUGGGGCCGUCAUCUCUGCUCCAGUUAUGCUCCGCGUGCUCUACCCUCCUGAGACACCCACCAUGACAGUUUUUGUAGAGCCUGAGAGUGGACUCCAGGGCAUCCUGGACUGCCGAGUGGACAGUGAGCCACGUGCCAGCCUGACCCUCCACCUCGGCGGUCGAUUGGUGGCAUCCAGCCAGGCCCGGGGCCCUCCUGCUGAGCCACACAUCCAUGUCUUGGCUUCUCCUAAUGCCCUGCGGGUGGACAUGGAGGAGCUGAGGCCCAGCGACCAGGGGGAAUACGUGUGCUCUGCCUCCAAUGCCCUGGGUUCUGCCUCAGCCUCCACCUAUUUUGGGACUAGAGCCCUGCACCGCCUCCAUCUGUUCCAGCAGCUCCUCUGGGUCCUGGGGUGGCUGGCAGGUGUUCUGUUCCUGCUAUUGAGCCUGGGGGCCUGUUAUGCCUGGAGAAGGAGGCCCUUACAUAAGCAGAGAUCCUGCCAGAAUUUGGUGGAGAUGGCUUUUCAGAAGGAGACCACGCAGCUCAUUGAUCCUGAUGCAGCCACAUUUGAGACCUCGUACUGUGCUCCAACCCUGAGCUGACCGGUGGCACUGCCUGCCAUCAGGAGAAGGACGCCGGAAUCUCUGAUGACUCGAGCCGUGGGAGCCAGGCAGGGCCCGGUCCCACCUAUCUCAGUGAAAGCAGCUCUGGGACAUCUGACUCCCUAUGACCUGGCUCCAAGCCUCUUGCCCCCAAGAAAAAUGGGUGGUGAGAGGUGGGGUGACCCCAAUCUCUCCAGGAGGGUGUUAACCCUGGGAACUCUGAAUAGAAAUGAAUUAACUGUGUUGUCCAAUCUCCUCUCUCUUCCUCUUUUCUCUGUAUUUCAUCUUUCCUCUCCAUUCCUCCUCCAAUGCCCCUUCAUAUCUUUCUCCUCAAAGCCCAAGCAGGACCUUUUGGAUGGAUUAGAGGAGGAGCUUUCUGCGUCCUCACAGGUUGGCCAAUGGACUCUGUAUUAGAAUAGAAGUUAGGCUGCUCUAACAAGAGGCCAAGUACAGUGACUUCAAUGUGAUAGAAUUUUAUUUUUCUCCCCCAUACUUGUCUGGGUAUGUUAUGGUAGUUCAAAGUGUUGGGGCUCGGGAUCCUUCUAUCUUAUUUUCCUCUAUCCCUAAAGUAUUGCCUUUGAUUGUGAAGGUUCAUGAUGGCCCUACUGUGUCUGUCCACAUUCCCACCAGUGAGAAGGAAGAAGAGCGGAAGUAGAGCACGCACAUUCCCUAUGUGGGCACAACCCAGAAGUUGCUCAUCAUUUCUACUCACUUCCCAUUGGCUGGAGUUUAGUUACAUGGUCAAUCCAAGCUGCAAAUGAAAGUGGGAAAUGCAAUCUUUAUUCUCAGUCCAGAGUACAUUUGGAAAUUCUGUUUCCAAAGGGCUCCCAACUGUAGAAUCACCCUUGGGAUCGACAGUGAGGGAAUGCCGCCAGCAGGCUACACUCUAUUUCAGUGUCCAUCUACUGGUAUCUCUCCCCCUCUCCCCCCAGCCAUUCUGGCCAGUCAUGGGCUUCCUGUAGGAGGUAGUCCCUCUCAUACAAUAAAACUGAAGAAAUAAGGUUUGGUGGCCUCUAGGGAAAGGGCAAGGAACCCUGGUGGUGCAGUGGUUAAGCAAUUGACUGCUAACAGAAAGGUCAGUUGUUUGAACCCACCAGCUGCUCCACAGCAGAAAGAUGUGGCAGUCUGCUUCCAUAAAGAUUACAGCUUUGGAGACCCUAUGGAGCAGUUCUACUCUGUCCUACAGGGUCAGCCACUAUGAGUUUGAAUCCACUCCUUGGCAUUGGGUUUGGAAGGGAGAGGGCAUGACAGGCAGUAGGUUGCCUGCUCAGGAGACCCAGGUUCGAUUCCCAGCCAAUGCACCUCAUGCACACCCACCAUCCAGCUGUCAGUGGAAGAUUUGUGUUGCUGUGCCUUAGAUUUCAGCAGAGCUUCCAGACUAAGGAAGACUAGGAAGAUAGAUCUGGCAAUCUACUUCCGAAAAGCCGCCAAUGAAAACCCUGUGGAUCACAACAGUCCACGAUAAUCCACAACAAAUCAUGUGGGUGGCACAGGAUUGGACAGUGUUUCAUUCCAUUGUGCAUGGCAUCACCAUGAGUUGGGGGCCCAGUUUGAACAACUAACAAUAACUCCCUCCAAGGACUGGGCCCUACCAUAUAGGCUCUUUCAAGUCUGGGGAGCAAAUGCAUAUGCUAUUAGCAGCCUUAUUUCUGGUCCACGUGCAUCCCUCUGAUUGAUCAAGUGAAUUCCUGAGCUUUUGCUGAAGGCUGGGAGGCCAGGAGGUGUUAAAGGGACUGAGAGUUAGCAAGAAGAACUAAAAUCUCCCAGGAAAUGAGGGACAGAGGGGAGCCAGUCGUCCGGUGGGCUAGCGACUGCCCAGUGGAGACUGGGGGGAAUGGUGGGAGGGGCAACGAGCUGUUGCUCUGGGAUUUGGAUUGAGAAAUGGGAUUUGGGUUAGGAGAGCAGUGGGAGGUUGGUGUAGAAGCUUCCAGGCUGGGAAGAAAUUGGAGGCUAGGUGCACUUCAAGUAGCCAGGCUGGGCCUGCCCUAGUUCCAGGCCCCAUUCCUUUUCAUGCCUGAUGGCUGGACUCUUCCUGGGAGCCUGUCCAGCAUGUCCUUCCAAUAAACUUCCAUCCUGUGA
Messenger RNA from Loxodonta africana (African savanna elephant), 7452 nucleotides. RefSeq names its product sialic acid binding Ig like lectin 1 (gene SIGLEC1). Gene Ontology annotation, cellular component: early endosome; plasma membrane; late endosome. Gene Ontology annotation, molecular function: virion binding. The transcript is spliced from 21 exons. Bases 256 to 5373 code for a protein of 1705 amino acids. Gene Ontology annotation, biological process: clathrin-dependent endocytosis of virus by host cell. NCBI's taxonomy places the organism in Eukaryota, Metazoa, Chordata, Mammalia, Proboscidea, Elephantidae. The record is from RefSeq and is a predicted model, not a curated record.